Molecule: messenger RNA, 321 nt
Organism: Plasmodium adleri (nom. inval.)
Lineage: Eukaryota; Apicomplexa; Aconoidasida; Haemosporida; Plasmodiidae
Product: liver stage associated protein 1
Exons: 1
Coding region: 1-321 (106 amino acids)
Source: RefSeq, a predicted model, not a curated record
AUGAAAACAAUAAUAAUAGGAACCCUUUUCAGUUUAAUAUUAUAUACAAUUAUUAUAAAUCAAUGUAUUUGUGUCUCUAAUACACUUCCUAUUGAAUAUUUGGAUUAUGAAACCCUCAAAGAAAAUGUCAAAAUUAGAGAUAGUAACACAAAAGCUCAGUUAAUUAUUUUAUCAGCUGUAUGUAGUAGUGUCUUACUCGCAAUUAGUUCCUUAUGGGGUAUCAGAUUACAUUAUAAUCAUGAAAUGAAUAAAAAAGAAAUUAAUAAUUAUGAAUUAAAUAGUAAUCUAUUAAAAGAUACAGAUUUUUAUAUGGUAGAAUAA